AAGAGUAUUGGAUACAGACGCCCACGCCUAUCCAUCAAUAUAUAUCCAACUUCUCUCCCAUUAACUUUGUUCUUCUGUUCCAUUUUCGUUCUGACUUCGCAAUUCGUAUCGGUUUUAAGUAAAUACAAUGGGAGGUGGUAAAGACAAGCAUCAUGAUGAGCAAGACAAAGGAUUUCAUUUCCCAGGAGGAGGACAUCAUUACCCACCCGGUCAAGGUGGUUACCCGCCACAAGGUUACCCACCACAAGGGUAUCCUCCAGCUGGUGGCUAUCCGCCUGCUGGAUACCCUCCUGGUGCAUACCCUCCCGCACAAGGUGGUUAUCCUCCCGCACCAGGAGGUUACCCUCCUGCAGGCUAUCCUGCACCUGGAGCUCACCAUUCAGGACAUUCUGGUGGUGGACUUGGAGGCAUGAUAGCUGGAGCAGCUGGUGCAGCCGCAGCAGCCUAUGGAGCUCACCACAUUGGUCAUGCAUCUCACAACCCUUAUGGGCAUGCAGGGCAUGUAGGACAUGGUGGGUAUGGCCAUGGACCUGCUCAUGGCUUUGGUCAUGGUCAUGGUAAGUUCAAGCACGGAAAGCAUGGAGGCAAAUUCAAGCAUGGAAAGCAUGGAAAGCACGGGAAACAUGGUAUGUUCGGAGGAGGAGGCAAAUUCAAGAAGUGGAAGUAAUCUACAAAAAAAACCCUAUGGUUCUCUCCUCCAGUAUAGUCUUAUAUUACCUGACCGAUGUUUCUAAUAAUCCCCCUUCAAACAUAUUACAUUUUAACUAUGUCGGUUUAGAGAUUGCUGGUCGAGGAAAUAAUUGGAGAGUGCUAGUAUAAACCUUAUGGUCUCUGCAGAAGAGGUUUCUUUAAAAUCUCAAUAGCAGAUGCUUUAAAACUAUCUAUAAUUUGGUAUUGUAAUGACAGUUUGUGUUUGGUUUUGGAUUCUUCUUUUCUUAAAUGUCUCUUAUGCUCGAUAA
Molecule: messenger RNA, 959 nt
Organism: Capsella rubella
Lineage: Eukaryota; Viridiplantae; Streptophyta; Magnoliopsida; Brassicales; Brassicaceae
Product: glycine-rich protein A3
Exons: 3
Coding region: 128-667 (179 amino acids)
Source: RefSeq, a predicted model, not a curated record